Molecule: messenger RNA, 1831 nt
Organism: Chenopodium quinoa (quinoa)
Lineage: Eukaryota; Viridiplantae; Streptophyta; Magnoliopsida; Caryophyllales; Amaranthaceae
Product: receptor-like cytoplasmic kinase 176
Exons: 6
Coding region: 187-1425 (412 amino acids)
Biological process (GO): protein phosphorylation
Molecular function (GO): ATP binding; protein kinase activity
Source: RefSeq, a predicted model, not a curated record
UUACUACAACUUGCUUAAAUUUCUGGGUAUUUUCCUUUUUUAAUUAUCUUUUUCUCACUUUCAAAUAAAUUCUACUCUCCCCUUCUUACCUGAAAUCUGUUUAUUUUUUGCAAAAAAAAAAAUUCCCAAAAACAGGAGCUUCAAGCUCAAGCUACCAGGAGAAAUUUUCCUGAAUUUUGAGCUUUAAUGGGGUGUUGUUUAAGUAUUCAGAUUAAGGCUGAUGAAAGCCCUGUUCAUCAUUCUGGUGGUGGCAAUGACCGGGCUCAAUCUGAAAGACUAAACCUAAGAUCAGAGGGGGAGAUAUUGCAAUCGUCGAAUUUGAAGAAUUUUUCUUACAGUGAUCUUAACCAAGCAACUCGGAAUUUUCGACCUGAUAGUGUGCUUGGAGAAGGUGGCUUUGGUUGUGUGUACAAGGGGUGGAUUGAUGAGCAUACCUUAGCUCCUGCUAAGCCUCGUUCUGGAAUGGUCAUUGCAGUCAAGAGGCUUAAUCAUGAAGGAUUCCAGGGUCAUAAAGAAUGGGUGACUGAGAUCAAUUACUUGGGGCAACUACGACAUCCUAAUCUCGUGAACCUGAUUGGAUACUGCAUAGAGGAUGAGCACCGCCUGUUGGUAUAUGAGUUUAUGCCUCGUGGUAGCUUGGAGAAUCAUCUAUUCAGAAGAUCAUCUUAUGUUGAGCCUCUAUCCUGGAAUCUCCGAAUGAAGAUUGUUCUUGGCGCUGCAAAGGGGCUUGCCUUCCUCCACAGCCCAAAGAUUAAAGUCAUCUAUCGAGAUUAUAAGCCUUCUAACAUACUCCUUGAUUCAGAUUUCGAUGCAAAGCUUUCUGAUUUCGGUUUGGCUAAAGAUGGGCCAUGUGAUGACCAAGGCUAUGUAUCCACACGAGUCAUGGGUACCCAAGGAUAUGCAGCUCCUGAAUAUGUAGCUACUGGUCAUCUCACUCCAAAGAAUGACAUCUACAGUUUUGGGGUCGUUCUCCUUGAAGUACUGACAGGAAGACGAGUGUUAGAUGAAAACCGGGCUGUCAAGGAAAGGGACCUAAUUAAAUGGGCAAUGCCUUACCUUCGCAAGGAAAAGGUAAGCAGGAUCAUGGACACAAGAAUCCAAGGGCAGUACUCUUCAAGGUCAGCAAAAACCAUAGGGAACCUUGUUAUCCAGUGCCUGUCAGUAGAUCCAAGGUUCAGGCCGAAUAUGGUUGAGGUUGUCUCAACACUAGAGCAGCUCCAAGACUGUAAACCCAAGGGUGGUGAUUUAUACCCUGCUGUCCCUCGUGAUUUAUAUCCUGUCAACACUGAAGUAAAGCAGAGUUUUAAUCCGCAAAACCAAGGACCCAAAAAUCGGAGGAGAAGUAACAUUGCUAAUGAAAUUUGCAAGGGUGGUAUUGUUAUUUCUCCCGAUACUACAUCAUCUAUACCACCUGUUCUUAGCUAACAAGAGUUCUUUAAUUUUCUUUUCUCAUCUUUCGGUUAAACUGUUGAAAGGAGGGUAGGAGUUCAGAGAGUGUAUGUGUAUCUCAUGCUGCAUAUGAUUUAAGAGCAUCUGUUAUGGAAUGAGAAGAGAUAGGUAGGUAGGUUGUGUUAGCAUUUGGGUUUUUCAAUGUAAAUUGAAGAACUUGGGUAAUGGGUGUACUAAUCCCAUGCUUUGGGUUAUGAUUGUACAGCAAGUUUUUAUUGUUGUAACUUUUUACAUUGUGUGGAGUAGAUUUAUUUUAACUUAUUUAACUUUUGUUUGUUUGUUUGAUAAUAUUUUUCAGAGGUGUUGUAAUGUAAAAGAUUUGCUUGCUCCUCUGAGCUCAGUAUUCUGCAAUAAUAUGUCUGCAUGAUAUCAGACUUUUCCA